Cutaneotrichosporon oleaginosum is the source of this 1610-nucleotide messenger RNA. RefSeq lists its product as uncharacterized. Gene Ontology annotation, molecular function: protein binding. The record is from RefSeq and is a predicted model, not a curated record. Lineage: Eukaryota; Fungi; Basidiomycota; Tremellomycetes; Trichosporonales; Trichosporonaceae.
CAUCCAUCCACCACACUCCAUCGAAAGCAAGUAUGGGCAAGCAGCCGUUCAAGCAGUCCAAGGGCAAGCGCUCGGCGCCGUACGCCAAGUCGGCUAAGCCGCAGCGGCCGAAGGGGCCGUCCAAGCCGACCGUCGAUGUGCAGUACGACGGCGAGGUGUCCGCCGCGACGAAGCAGGUGCUGGAGAAGAAGGCCAAGGUCGUGUCUGCGCCGGCGGUGAAGACCAAGACCAAGGCCAAGGCCAAGGCUGAGCCCGAGAAGCCCAAGCCCAAGCCCAAGGGCAAGGGCAAGGCGAAGGCGCCCUCGCCCUCGCCCUCGCCGACGUCCGAGCCCGAUGCGCCGACGUUCAAGAUUAUCGCUGGAACAUAUGAGAAGCUCCUCUACGGCCUCGAGGGCAAGUACGUCGACGGCGCAAUCGCUCUCGAGCCUCUCUUCAUCUUCCCCGCGCACCUUGCGUGCGUCAAGGCCGUCGCGGCCAACCAGACGGGCAAGUGGCUCGCGACAGGCAGCGAAGACGAGUUCAUCAAGGUGUGGGACCUGCGGAGGCGGAAGGAGGUCGGCUCGCUGUCGCAGCACACUGGCUCGAUCACGUCGCUUACCUUCCCCUCGCCGAGCCACCUCAUGGCAACGUCGGCGGACGCGACCAUCUCCCUCUUCCGCACGUCGGACUGGGCCGUGCUCAAGACACUCAAGGGACACUCCGGGCGCGUUAACCAUGUCGACGUCCACCCUACUGGCAAGGUCGCGCUGUCCGUGGGCAAGGACAACACGCUCAAGAUGUGGGACCUUAUGCGCGGGCGUGGCGCCGCGUCGCUCGCGCUCGGGAGCGAGGCCGAGCUCGUCAAGUUCUCGCCGCGCGGAACACACUUCGCCGUCCUCUUCCCCCGCAAAAUCGAGAUUUACAGUUUGACGCUCAAGAAGCUCGCGACGCUCGAGAGCAAGGUCCGCUUCAACCACUUGUUGUUCACCGAGCUCCCGGGGCAGGACGCCGAGCUGCUCUGCGUCGGGACGGAGAAGGGCGUCGUGGAGGUGUACACCGUCGAGAUGCCCGAUAGCGACGAGAUGUCCGAGGAGAAUGAGGAUGAGGAUGAAGAUGAAGAUGAGGAGAAGGCGGAGCAUGGUCCUAAAGCCGAGGUGGACCGCAUCGCCACGCUCGUCGGACACACCAACCGCAUCAAGGCCGUCUCGGCGCUCGAAUUUGCUGCUCCCAGCGGUCCAACGGUGCUCAUCACCACGGCCAGCUCGGACGGCUUCAUCAACGUGUACGACCUCGGCGCGAUCCCGACGGCCGAGAGCGAGGAGCAAAAGCCCGUGGCGAGCUACGACACCAAGGGGUCGCGGCUGACGUGUGUCGAGAUCGCGGAGGGCGGCGCGCGGCGCAAGAGCAAGAAGGUGGUGAAGACGGCUAAGGCUGAGAAGAGCGGGGCUCGCUUUGACUUGGAGGAGAGUGAGGUGAGCGACGAGGACGACGAGGACGCGGACAUGUUCGAGGGCGCGUCGGACGAGGAGUUGGAGGGUGUUGAUGUCGAGUUUGAAGAUGAGGAGGAGGAGGAAGAGGAGGAGGAGGAGGAGGAAGAAGAGGAGGAGGAGGAGGGCGAGUAUGAAGACUAG